This is a messenger RNA of Pediculus humanus corporis (human body louse), 1941 nucleotides long. RefSeq names its product neural stem cell-derived dendrite regulator, putative. The record is from RefSeq and is a predicted model, not a curated record. Gene Ontology annotation, biological process: lipid metabolic process. Lineage: Eukaryota; Metazoa; Arthropoda; Insecta; Psocodea; Pediculidae. The transcript has 12 exons. Bases 1 to 1941 code for a protein of 646 amino acids. Gene Ontology annotation, cellular component: postsynaptic membrane; dendrite membrane.
AUGGUCGGAUAUCUCGUUAUCAUAACAGCAUCUCUCCUUUUAGAAUUAUUGAUAUCCCUCACGGCAUUGCGUGGAAGCAUUUUGGACACGGAACAAAGGAAAGCAAUUCCGAAUCUUCUUUACGUUCGUUUAUUUAUUUUAUUUACGGAAAUUCUAUGGCUCAUCUUUUGCGGAACGUGGAUAGCUCAAUAUUUCACCCAGUGUACUUUACUAAUUGCCAAAGACGCCCUUUUAGGUUUGGUGACUUGUAGCGUAUUCGUAAUACUUUGCUUUUUCAUCACACUAUGGUGUACUUUCGAUCCUGCCGGUCGUUCUUGGGUAAAAAUGAUGAAUUACCAGCGAAGCAUGAAAGCAUCCGAAUCGAGAUUUCAAUACAGGAGAAGCGGAAGUUGCACGAGAACGUGGAGGCAAAGGAAAGUUUUGCGAGCUUAUCAAAACAGCUGGGACCAAAGAUGCCGCCUUUUAUUUUGUUGCAUGCGCCAUUCAGACAGGAGUCAAAAUUCAUUUGGAGAUAUAGCAAGACUUUUAUCGGAUUUUUUUAGAGACAUCGACGUAGUGCCUUCGGACGUAGUCGCGGGUUUAAUACUUUUAAGAAAAUAUCAGAAAAUCGAAAGGGAGUCCAUUGUUAAACAGCGCUUAAACAAUACUUACGAAUAUCUAUCGGGAGUGGCCGUUACAUCGGGUACUCAAUUUUUGCCCUUAAACGAUCCCGUGUACUACGGAUUUUUUCAAGAUGUUAUACACUAUAUGACAUUUGCAUUGGGCGCCUACGGUUGGCCCAUGUACGUAAUGAAUAAUCCAUCGGCGACAGUUUGCCGACUUUGUACUAGUUUAAGGUGUUCUUGUUUUCCCUGCUGUCGUCGGCCUUCCGAUGAUAAUUCCGCCACGAUAAUAAAAGAUAAUUGUUGUCAGUGUAAUUACGUUGCACUCAAACAACAGAUUGAAAAAAACGACGUGGAAAUAGUGUAUGCGACGUUUCACGUCGAUGUUGGCAUAACGCCUUUUUUCGUAGCCGUAGAUUAUUCUAGGAAAAAAAUUAUUGUUAGCAUUCGAGGAACGCUCAGUUUGCAGGAUGUAAUAACGGAUUUAAAUGCAGAAGGUGAGCCCAUUCCAAUCAAUCCGCCCAAAGAAGACUGGCUGGCACAUAAGGGUAUGAUUCAAGUUGCUGUACAUAUUCAAAAAAAACUUAUUGAAGAAUCUAUUCUUAGUCAAGCAUUUAAUUUCAACAUACAACGAGGUACACAAGAUUUUAAGUUGGUAAUUGUCGGACACAGUUUAGGAGCCGGAUCCGCCGCCAUAUUAUCAAUAUUACUUCGUCAGCAUUAUCCCGACGUUAUUUGUUUUAGUUACUCACCGCCCGGCGGCACUUUAAGCAUGCCAGCUGCCGAGUAUACGAAAUCAUUCAUAACUUCCGUCGUGGUUGGAAAAGAUGUCGUGCCUAGAAUAGGUCUUCAUCAAAUGGAAUCACUCCGAGCCGAUUUGAUGCACGCGAUAAAAAGAAGCAAAGAUCCCAAGUGGAAAACGAUUUCUUGUUCUUUCAUUUGCUGCGGUUGUGCCGGAUUACCAACGUCCGCGCAAGAACUCAAAGCCGAUGAUUCCAUGCAAUUGGAAUACAAGAAAGAAAAAAAUAAAGCGCGGGAAUUUGUGUACCAUUCACAAACGAGCAACGUGGCAUUAACAAGUCAUCAACCUUUAUAUCCUCCCGGUAGAAUUAUCCACGUCGUUCGACAUCACACGACGAGACAAGAGCAAAGAUACGAAACAAAAUGGCGGCAAGUUAUUCGUAAGCGAAAACCUGUUUAUCAGGCACUCUGGGCCAACAACACAGAUUUCGAUGAGGUUCUAAUAUCACCCGUCAUGAUACAAGAUCACAUGCCUGAAAACGUUUUGGACGCUCUUAAUAAGGUAAAUUACAAAAAAAAAAAAAAUGUCUCCUCCUAA